This is a messenger RNA of Eriocheir sinensis (Chinese mitten crab), 4650 nucleotides long. RefSeq names its product transferrin-like. The transcript has 15 exons. Gene Ontology annotation, cellular component: plasma membrane; early endosome; recycling endosome. Gene Ontology annotation, biological process: iron ion transport. Lineage: Eukaryota; Metazoa; Arthropoda; Malacostraca; Decapoda; Varunidae. The record is from RefSeq and is a predicted model, not a curated record. Bases 144 to 2387 code for a protein of 747 amino acids.
GCUCUGCCCAGUUGUGCCUCAUCCGUGUGAGAGUGAAGAUCAGCGCCUCCCAGCGACUCAGCCCUCCCCACCGCGCUGUUGCUGGCCCGCUCCUGCCCGUUGCUGUUUCCCUCCCCUUGACAGCCACCACAGAGACCAAUAAGAUGCGUGCUGUGUUCCUCUGUGUGUCUGUGGCCCUGGCUGCGUCCCUGGCCCAUGGAGUGGUGCGUCUGUGCGUGCCGGAGGGCGGGAUUGGCCCCUGCACCGAGAUGCUGAGGGACCCCAGCCUGGCCAACCUCACCGUGCAGUGCGUCUCCGGCCCCGACAGGUACGGGUGUCUGGAGAAGCUGGCGGCCAAGGAGGUGGACGUGGCCGCGGCAUCAGGCGAGGACGUGUUCUUGGCGCGCGAGCUGUACGACCUCCAGCUCCAGCUCCUGGCCGAGACACGCGACGCAGACAAGCACAACGAUGCCUCGCGGUACCAGGGCGUGGCUGUGGUGCGACGGAGCCAGAUCACCAACCUGGAUGACCUCAAGACGGGCCGGGUCAAGUCCUGCCACACGGGUUACGAAAGGACGGCAGGCUGGAACAUCCCCUUCUCUCAUUUGCUGGAGAAGGGUUUGAUCCAGAUGCAGUGUGGCGCCGACGCAACGGUGGUGGAGCACGACGUGAAGGCCGCCGCGGCUUUCUUCGGGGACUCGUGUCUCCCCGGCGAAUGGGCUCCCGACAACGAGACGGACUUCAGGCUCAAGGAACAGUACACCACUCUGUGCAAUCUGUGCGAGGUGCAGGGCCGGUGCCUGAGGGAGGACCCGUUCUCCGGCUACGAGGGCGCCAUUGACUGCCUGGUGCGCGGCCGCGGGGACGUCGCCUGGACCAAGUUGUCAGCCGUUAGGAAGUACUUCGAGGAGAGGAAGCAGAGAACCUCCACGACAGACUACGGCUUUCUGUGCCCCGACGGCCGCGUGCUGGACCUGACGGCGUCCCCCAAGCAGUGUGCCUGGGCCACGAGACCUUGGAACGGCUGGCUCGUGCGCUCUUCCAACGAGAACAAGAGGGCCAUCACCUCUGCCCUGUCGAGCAUGAUGAGCACCGCCUCCACGCCCGCUGCUGGGGCCGCUGAAGGGCAGGUGCGCCCCUGGGCCAAUACUGUCCUGGAUAUCAAGAAGCCCUCCGUUCUGCACCCCCGCUCUCCGCCUGUCUCCACGCGGGACUACCUCGAGGAACACAAAUACGACACCACCAUCGAGCGUCUGGGGUGCCCUGAGGUGCCCGUCAAGCUGUGUGUGUCCUCUCAGCCGGAAAUGGAGAAGUGCGAGGCGCUGAAACAGGUGCUGAAGUCCCGCAGAAUCCGCCCCGGCCUGCAGUGCGUCACCCCGGCCCCCUCCAAGGACUGCCUGGCCAUGGUGGCGACCGACGAGGCGCACAUCACGACGGCUGACGGAGGCGACGUGUACCGCGCGCAUGUUGAGUACAGCCUGGUGCCUGUGGUGUCCGAGCGGUAUGGGCUGCAGGACGCUUCCUACUUCGCCGUGGCCGUGGUGAGGGCAGACUCUGGCAUCACGUCCCUGAGCCAGCUGAGGGGCAAGAAGUCCUGCCACACCGGGAUUGGAAGAACAGCAGGCUGGAAGAUCCCUGUGGUUACCCUGAUGAAGGCCGGACUGCUGGACGAGAACAACUGUGACCUCGCGGGCCAGAUGGGGAGCUUCUUCAGCUCCUCCUGCGUGCCCGGAGCCAAGGACCCACAAUACGACCCCGAAGGAACCAACCCGCAGUCCCUCUGUGCCCAGUGCGUCGGGACCAAUGGAACGAACAAGUGUGACCGCGGCCCCAGCGAGGCGUACUCAGGCUACACCGGCGCCUUCAGGUGUCUGGCGGAGGGCGCGGGCGACGUGGCCUUCGUCAAGCACAUCACCGUCAGGGACAACACCAACGGCAACAACAACGCCUCGUGGGCCGCCAACCUGCGCGCCGUGGACUACAAGCUCCUCUGCCGCAACACUGGAGCCGCCGACGUGGUAGACUACAACACCUGUCACCUGGCCCGCGUGCCCGCUCACAAGGUCCUGAUGAGCUCCACCCUGAGCCCCGUGAUGCAGGAGGAGGUGAGGAUCCUGCUGCUGAGGGCGUCUGAGGAGCUGCCACAGGGCCAGGACGUGUUCCGUAUGUUCGGCACCUUCAAGGGACAGCAGGACCUCAUCUUCAAGGACUCUGCUACGGCGCUUGUCAAUGUGCGCACAGACACCUUCCACCAAUCCCUGGAAGACGAGUAUUACCAAACCCUCUCCCAUUUGGACACCUGCCAGACUCGGGGGACGACCAUGCACCUCACGGACGCUGCCGCCAGCCUGAUCAUGACCCCGGCACUCCUCCUCUUGAGUCUCUUCACGUGGGUCUUCGCGUAUUAAUUUGAUAUGUUGAUUCGGGAACCUGAUGCGCUCUCUCUCUCUCUCCAUCACCUGUUAAUACAUACUGAUCACACACAUACACACACACAUUCCAGUUGACUUCUGUGAUUUUUUUGGUUGUUUUAUGCAUUUUUUUUUUACGAUUUUUUUUAUCUUAAAGUAACCCCAGUAAAGCUUAACUUGUGAUACAUAAUACUACUACAGACAAGUGAAGUGAAGUGAGGUUAGUUAGUUAGUGUCUGUGAUGUUCUAUAAGUGCCUUGUCUGUUAUGAGUGAAUGUCUUAGUUAGCUUGUAAGUAAAAAUGUUGUGUUCUUCCUGUUUUUGUGAUUUUGUAUUCGUCAUAGUUUUCUUCACUUUGUUUUUUUAUUCAGCAUUGUUUCAUUUUUACAUCACUUUUUUAUUCUGCAUUUUUUUUCACUUUUACAUCACUUUUUGUUUUUUAUUCAGCAUUUUUUUCAUUUUUACAUCACUUUGUUUUUUAUUCAGCAUUUUUUUCAUUUUAACCACUUUUUGUUUUUUGUUCAGCAUUUUUUUCAUUUUAACAUCACUUUUUGUUUUUUAUUCAGCAUUUUUUUCAUUUUUACAUCCAUGGCUUCUAGUUUUAGUGGUGAGCAAUGUGUUUCAUGCUUUAGUAUACUAGCUUUAAUUUUUUAGUAUAUUCAUUUUGUGUAUUCAUGAGUGAGAGAUGAAUGGACGGUGUGUGUGUGUGAAAUGCAUGAAUAAGCAACUGAUAUGAUGUAUGCGAGAGAAUGGUCAUGAGUGAGAGGUGAAUGGACGGUGUGUGGAAUGCAUGAAUAAAUAAUUGACAUGAUAUAUGCGAGAGAAUGGCAACAGGGGGCACAGUGUAUGAAUAGCAGGAAGCAGGAUAUGAAUGAGCUGGAGAAGAGUACAAAUGAAGUUGAAGUGCCUGAAAAAUAGGAUUGAGAUUGGUUGGUAUUAUAAGACAUUUUCCGUUCUCAUAUCAACUAUUUCUAAAGGUCAAAGAGGGGGUCAGUCGGGUUCUAAUAAGUGUUUCUUUAGGUUUAUGGUACAGAGGAAGGGUCAAUUUCUAAAGGUUAAAGAGGGGGUCAAUCGGGUUCUAAUGAGUGUUUCUUUAGGUUUAUGGUAGCUACAGAGGAAGGGUCAAAUUCUAAAGGUCAAAGAGGCCGGGGGUCAAUUGGGUUCUAAUGAGUGCUUCUUUAAGUUUAUGGUAGAAGGGUCAAACUACUACCAGGGUCAUAAAACUACCCCUGGAGAUGCCAAAAACUUCUACGAAAGCCUUGUCAAAUAUGUGUGUUUGGGCGAUGAAAUGUUUUAAAAUACGACCCAGUGUAGGCAAGCGUAUGAAUGACAAGAGGACACAGGAUAUGAAUGAAAUUGAAACACUGUAUGCAAAAGUAUAACAGGGGGCAGAGUAUGAAUGAGAGGUUUGAGACAGUAUACAUUUACCAGAGUAUGAAUGACAGCAUAGUGGUGAAUGUAAAUGUCUGGUGUGUAUAAUCUUUGUUUUGAAUGUUUUGUUGUUUUUUUCUGCCGUUUUUCAAUAGGGACCAAGAUUUGUGAUGAUAACUCUUUCGUUUUAACAGUAUUGAUCAACAAGUUUUUAGAGAAAAUGGUGCUGAUAGAAUGCUAUACCAUAUUCCUUGCUUUCAUUAUAUUUGCAAUGCAUUCAGACAAUUAUGAUCCGCAGGCCUAGUUCUUUGUAUGUAGCAGAGGUUCGUUUCUGAUUCCUGUCUCUUGCAGCACACUGAUUGAAGGAAUAAUGUUUCACUGAGAUGUUUUAGAUAUAGCAAGAUCACUCCUAAAACAGUAUUGCUUUAUUGGGGUUCAGUCAGUGAGCUGCAGACAAUCAGGACUUUAAAUAGCUGUAAAUUUCUUCUUUAAUAGCAGACACCUUUGCAGAAUAAUUUUAAAUCUGAAUGAUAGUGGGAAUCGUCUAGUUCUGUAUUUGAACAUUUAAGAGCUUUAAAUUGAUACAACAGUACAGUUUCAAUGAUGUAAAGUAUUUCCAUAGAACAGUACAAAUUGAACUGUCAUAUACAUGUUUUUUCUUACAAUAUUUGAGUGCCUUGCCUCAUAUUACUCGUGUGCUUCUGUAGUGCGCCGCCAUGCCUGAAGUAUCUGUUAAUAUAGUGCAAUACUGUAACUGAGAGAAAUCACUCCUUGAGGAAAGGGAGGGAAAAAUACUAUAGUUUUUGUACACAAGAAAUAGCUAACAUUGAUACUAAGCAAAAUUCAUUGUCUUAACAUUUUUAUCACUUGAAAUACACGUUCAUACCAAA